AUGAGAAAUCACACAGGGAUAACAUUAUUCAUCCUGAAGGGACUGACAGAUGACCCACAGCUACAGGUUUUGCUCUUAAUCUUUUUAUUUCUCAACUAUUUGUUAAGUGUAACUGGGAACCUGACUAUAAUUACCCUCACCUUGGUGGAUCCCCACCUGAAAACUCCCAUGUAUUUUUUUCUUCGAAACUUCUCCUUCUUAGAAGUCUCACUCACCACUUCUUGUAUUCCUAGAUAUCUCUACAGUCUGUCAACUGGAGACAAAAUGAUUUCUUAUAAUGCCUGUGCAACACAAAUAUUUUUUAUCAUCUUUUUUGGGGCAGCAGAGUUCUUCCUCCUGGCCACCAUGUCUUAUGAUCGCUAUGUGGCCAUUUGCAAACCUCUACAUUACACAACUAUUAUGAACACUAAAGUCUCUAACCAGCUCCUGUUUAGUUCUUGGUUGGCUGGGCUGAUGAUCAUCCUCCCACCAUUAAGUUUGGGCCUUUACUUGGACUUCUGUGACUCUAACAUUAUUGAUCAUUUUUACUGUGACACAUUUCCUCUACUAGAUAUUUCAUGUACAGAUACACAGUUAAUAGAGAAGAUAACUUUGAUCGAUGCAAUAUUGACUCUCAUUAUUACGUUAUUCUUAGUAGUUUUGUCUUAUGCCUCCAUUGUCAGGACUAUUCUUAGAUUCCCCUCUGCCCAGCAAAGGAAAAAAGCCUUUUCUACUUGUUCCUCCCACAUGAUUGUUGUCUGUAUCUCCUAUGGCAGUUGCAUAUUCAUGUACAUUAAAUCUUCUGGAAAUGAAAUGGUAGCUUUGAACAAAGUGGUGUCAGUCCUAGUGGCCUCUGUUGCCCCUGUGAUGAACCCCUUUAUUUAUACCCUGAGGAACAAACAAGUUAUACAAGCCUUUAAAGACUCAGUAAAGAAGAUUGCAAUUCUCAAAAAGCAAUAAGAGAGUAUGGAAUCUGAGAAGCUAAAUGAUGAAAGAAAACAUAUCAUUCUGCAAUAUAUACAUUUCUUCCUAGCUAUUCCUUUCAUAAUAUAUAGAGAUAAAGAUUCUAUUAGCUCUUUUCUCAUGAAGGAAGAAUCAUUCCCUACCUUCCUACACAUAUGGGACUACAGAUCUUUCCUUCUCCCCUUUCCUUAUGAUCUGUGAUGCUUUCCUAACUUUACUCAUCUGUCUACCGGACAAGACAUUCCUAUCAGGUAUUUCUAGAAUCUAUUGCUUCAGCUCACCUCACUCUUAGACAGUUUC
Monodelphis domestica (gray short-tailed opossum) is the source of this 1242-nucleotide messenger RNA. Its product is annotated as olfactory receptor 6C2-like. Lineage: Eukaryota; Metazoa; Chordata; Mammalia; Didelphimorphia; Didelphidae. Gene Ontology annotation, biological process: G protein-coupled receptor signaling pathway. The record is from RefSeq and is a predicted model, not a curated record. Gene Ontology annotation, molecular function: olfactory receptor activity; G protein-coupled receptor activity. Gene Ontology annotation, cellular component: membrane.